ACUGGACAAGCCUCACAUCGAGGCAAAUUUUGCCGUGCAAAGCCCCUGAAAUACAGCCUCACAGUUUUCGUCAUUUUGGGAACGACCGGGAAGGCCUCCGCUGAGCAAGACUGCCGACGGCUCCGGGGAGAGGUUGUCUGCCAUAUUUACUACUACUCAGAGACUUCAUGAGAAAAGUCUCGUGUGCUUUCCCUCUCUCAUCGAACCACCGUCAGAUCAUGUAUCCAGGCAAGAUGUUGCUUGGCCUACUUCUUUUUGGCAUCGGACUUGCAGAUGCUAGGCUAUCUUCAGAUGGCGUCUCCAAGGAUCCAGGCCUUGCCCGGAACGUACAGCUACACCAUCGGCAAACCAACGACACGAUAAUUCCUUUACGACGAGACUGCCCAUUUAGUCCCUGGGAUGAGCUAUACAUAACUGACUUCCUUCAAGAGCACUUCAACGACUUGUCAACGACUGAUCACUGCUGGAUCAUCAAGGGCGUAGCAGGACUACAUGAACUUCUUCAGAGAAAUAUCACGGCUAACCCCCUGCUCAACGUCACGAUACCAACUUGUAUACAGCUCAACGUUACGUCGAAAGGAAACGCCUUCUCUAUUGACUUCUCAGAUGACUCUUACAAGGUUAACGGUGUCGACGAAGAUGACUUCGUGUUAUUGACCUAUGUGCAUCUUGUAUGCAUGACUGCGGCGUUUUUCUUCUGUUAUCCCGUCAUUCUGGUACUAGCCUCAGCGCCGAACUUAUGCAUCAUGAUCGACCGCGCACUCCAAGAGCCCACGAAACGAAAGAUGGAACGAUGGCAGACAAUCUUCACAGUCCUGCUCUUCGCUCCCCUGUCCAUCGCGGGACUCGUUACGGGAAUAGUCGCCAUGGGAACCUCAGACCACGCAAGAACAGAGCACGGAAUCAUCGGAUACAUCACCAUUGGCCUAGCCGCAAUAUCCGUGCCCCUCUACCUCUACCAGAAGAGACUCAGCUCCCGCCCAGAUCUCACCUUUUACAUGUACCGGCGCCUCAAAUUCUUCAACGCCCUCGACUUCCUCGUCUGCCAAGCCAUCCUGCUCAUCUCGGGCUUCGCCCUCCCUGAUGGCAUCGACGACUUUGGCAUCAUGACGAUUUGCGGCACAAACACGCUUUCUUCGUCGCUUCUCUUCUCUUUGGGAAUGAUUGUUUCGUUUGUGUGGAACUGCGCCAUGGCUACGAUGACGGUGCAGUGGCUUCUCGAACGGAGGGUUCGGGGUGGCAGUCUCCGGGAUAGAGCGCCGCCGUGGAUGCUCAAGAUUUUGCGGAAACGGUCCAAUUCGGAUAUGACGUUUCAGACUUUUCAAGAAUCUCGCUGAGAAUGGUAGACUUCUGGCGUCUUAUGUUCUGGAGGUCGGCUUGAACUGGCGGUUACUUUAUGGUAGAACAUCGAUAGAUCAUCUUUACCUCACAUCACCUUCUCGAAAAAAUGUGUGAUUAUCCGCAUCGAAGACAGAC
Messenger RNA from Colletotrichum acutatum, 1476 nucleotides. RefSeq lists its product as uncharacterized. The coding region runs from base 168 to 1337 and encodes 389 amino acids. Lineage: Eukaryota; Fungi; Ascomycota; Sordariomycetes; Glomerellales; Glomerellaceae. The record is from RefSeq and is a predicted model, not a curated record. The transcript has 3 exons.